Molecule: messenger RNA, 4549 nt
Organism: Oncorhynchus nerka (sockeye salmon)
Lineage: Eukaryota; Metazoa; Chordata; Actinopteri; Salmoniformes; Salmonidae
Product: vesicle-associated membrane protein 2-like
Exons: 5
Coding region: 287-619 (110 amino acids)
Biological process (GO): SNARE complex assembly; vesicle-mediated transport; vesicle fusion
Cellular component (GO): plasma membrane; SNARE complex
Molecular function (GO): syntaxin-1 binding; SNAP receptor activity
Source: RefSeq, a predicted model, not a curated record
ACAGAGGAGUCUAGCUGUAGCUCAGUUAUAAUAUAACGAUAUUGGCGAGGUGCGGCAUAAAAGAAGCACACGAACGGAGAAAAGGAGAACAUUUACAAGGGGAAAUAAACACAUAUUGGUGGUAAACAUUAUCACUCCCUCCUAUAUAAAACGCCAGAAGAGGGAAUCAAUUGAGAGGGAGCGAGAGGAAAAAGAGCGCUGAAGGCAGCCCACUCAAUAGCCACUUAUUAGGCGAAUAGCCUACAUUCCAGUCGGAUUUGCGUACAUUAAUAAACCAUCAUAAGAAAUGUCUGUCCCAGCUGCUGCCGGCGCCCCCGCAGAUGGAGCUGCGCCCCCUCCCAACCUCACCAGCAACCGCCGCCUGCAACAGACACAGGCUCAGGUGGAUGAGGUGGUGGAUAUCAUGCGUGUAAACGUGGAUAAGGUUCUGGAGCGUGAUCAGAAGCUGUCAGAGCUGGAUGAUCGGGCCGAUGCUCUGCAGGCUGGAGCCUCACAGUUCGAGACCAGCGCGGCAAAACUCAAGAACAAGUAUUGGUGGAAGAAUGCCAAGAUGAUGAUUAUCCUGGGGCUGAUAUGUGCGAUUGUCCUCAUUGUCCUCAUCGUCUACUUCAGCACCUAAGAUGAGUGGCUCCUACCCCAGUCAUCAGUCAAGACUGCCUGCUUCCUUGCAACAGAAAAUCCUUUAAAUUGAUGAGGAAAUGAUCCACUAACGUUGAAUUCAUUAAAUUGCUCCUAAAUAGUCUCAAUAUGACCCUACCCUGAACGCCCUGACCCCCUCAACCCCUGCUUCCACCGUCUCACCUCUGGACUCCUGUCAGUCUAUGUCCUGUAAAUCUGUGGACCUGCCUCCUUUGUAAAUACUUCCUGCUUUUCUAAUCUGUCGUUCAUACUCAGACUCCAAUACUUGUUGUGAUUGUUACCGAUGACAACAACAGAAAAGGAAAAUGAUGACCCUGGUGAAAAUUGUUAUAUACCAGACAUAUAUAUAUAGUUCUUUGUAGAGUUUUAUUCUGAUAUAAUGUUUUUGUAGGUUGUGUGUGGGUGUGCGUUUUGUAUUUUUUAAUUUUUGUAUUAAUUUGACUUAUGCUUCAGAUUUGAACUACUGCCUAUUAAUCAGAGUGUGUAUAUCUUGCACAUUCUCUCUCACUGUCUCUGCCUGUCUCUGGAUUUCUCUCUCUUGCUCUGUCUCACAUUAGAGUAUAGGUGCAUCUUUGCACAGUGACAUAGUCUCCUUUAACCGAUGUACUUCAUCAAUAUUCCCAUCCUCUUCUCCCAUCUUUUGCUUCUCCAUCACUUUCUCUCUUCCAUACCAUGUAGCCAUACUGUCUCUUCAGAAUCCUUUCACCCUUUCUCUUUGUUUUUGUUUCUGUUUCCCUGUCUGUUGUUUCCUAGUCACAUACCUUCUCUUUUUAAACUACCAUUAGAAUUGGACCAAUGUCUGUAGAUGUUUUUUUUUAUUUUACUCAGUGUCUUAUUUCGAGAACAUUCCUUGAUGGCAGUCUAGUACAAAUGCUGUCACUGUAGCACAUGUAUGUGUGAGUAUCUUUGAAAACAGAAAAUAGAUAGCCUGUAUAAAGUAACCGUAAAUAUUAUCGUAGAGAUCAAUAUAACAAGCCAGAGUGGGGGAAAUAACAUUUUUGAUAGAAAGGAGGGCUGACUAGUUUUUGUUUGGUGGAUCAUAAUUUGAACCUGAUUCAUUUGUUCAUUUCAGCAACAUAAAAUUGCAUAAAGUUGCUGUGACAAUGGACCAAUCCUACAGAGGUGUCAUUACUAACUAAAUAAUCACAAUGACACAGUAAAGCCUUAGUCUCUAAUCAAAACGUAUCACCUUAAUGGUCAAAUUGUUCCCAUCCACUCUUUAUUUUGUGUAGAGGGAAUGGCUGACUGAAAACGGUUAGGUGGUGUGAAAUGCACAAAGAACUUUGAUAUUGAUGGCGCUGUCUGACUGGUCAACAGAAUGACCGCUGUCUGACUGGUCAACAGAAUGACCGGCAGAGAGAGAACCUCUUGCAGCAAAACCUCACCUAUUGAUGAGCACACACACAGACAACUCAGCCUUAUUUGAAAGUGAAGGUACAAGUAUUAAGAUAGAUGAAACAACUGGCAUAGACAAACAGUAGUAGAACAAGAGGAUCUAGAGAAAGGGACUAACUUGGGUCAUGGGUACCAGCUUCAUCGAACAGAUUCAGAGUUGCUGUAAAACAUAAGUGAACAUUCCUAGAAAUGUCAUGAAAAACGUCUUAGCAUUCCAGCACACAAGAUAGAGUGAGCGUUUAGCUAGUGCUGUGGUUCUCUCUCUUUCUUUCAUUUCUCCCUAGUUACUGCCUUUUUCUUUUUUAAACAUAGUAAUAGAGUAUAUUUUAUAUAGCAUAUUUUUGUGUUUGUGUGAAGCAGACAGGUAAAGAGGAAACUGAACUCAAGCAGGGCUUCACUAACUGCUGUGAGCAGUGAGCUCCUCUCUACCUUUUUGCAUGUAUGUGUCUUUUUGCGGUUGACCUCUGUAAGAUAAACACUGCCAAGAAACUAGGGAGAGGCUUUUAUUUUCUGUUAUUUUCUCAUUGGUGCCCUUAAUGGUAUGGUCUUAGUGGAUUGCUCUUGCAUGGUCACCUCUUGUCCCAUGUCCCCGUAAAGGCCUACCUGUUGCUAGUGCUAUCGAUCUGCCAGCUCUGUUAGCCCACGUUAUGAGUAGUAACAGAAAGACCCCUGGAACUGUGGGAUAUAUAGUUGUUCCCAUAGGUUAUGUCACUUCAACAUGACCUCUUCCCCUCUGUUCCACCGGAUCUGCAUACUUCCUAAAUCCUCCUGUUUCACCUCCGUCCCCAGCUCCCCCCUCACUGAUUCAGGAUCCUACACUGUGAAUGUGUGUGUUGGUGAAACACUGCCGCCCUGGGAAUAUCCCUAGUUUAUCGUGACAGAUUAGGCCACUUAGACCUCACAGAUGUGGGCAAGCUGUUUCCAUGACAACUGAAUUCGAUGAGCAGAGUGGUGAGGUAACAGAUUAGCCCACUGACUCUUUCAGACUGGUCAAGUUUGCCAUUUUUCCAGGUAUGCUCAAGGAAUAUUAAAUGGCAGAGCCCCCCCCCCCCCCCCCAACCACCCAUCACUUUACGAAUAAACGACACAGAUAUUCCCUUGCUCUUUCUCUCGCCCCCCUCACUCUCUCUCUUCUCUCUCUCUCUCUCUCUCUCUCUCUCUCUCUCUCUCUCUCUCUCUCUUAUCACACACAUGUUAAUGGGAAUGGCCUUAUCCAUUAUCUCCCUGUGAAGCAUAUCCCCCACCCUCCCCCUUUAAUCCAUUUAAGUAGAGCAAACUAAUUCAGAGGGAAAUUACCAAAGACCAGGUCUUCUUGCUUAUGCUGCCAACUGCCAUCAAAAACAAGUAGAGGAACACAACAUAUUUUACCCGGGUCACUUUAACAGCAAUAGUACUGGUACCUGUUUUUGAAAGCAUACCCUAAACCCAAAAUACCUAGUCACAUGACCUUUUAACCCUUUCAGAUCUUAGUCAACAUGUCAUACCCGGCAAAUAGAUGGUGACAUUAUGUGCUAUUUGAAGAUAUGCAAGAGAAACCAAACCUAAGUAAAAUGUGCUUCAUCCCUCUCCCCCCCCAUAAAACUACUUUAAUCUGUACCAAGUCUUUAGACAUAUGCUCCUAUAACUAAUAAUAGCACAACUUAUCUUUUGUGUGUCUCUGUCGUGCUGACAACAAUUUAAAGAUAAAAAAAAAAAUAUGACCGUUAUCUAUAGCUGUUUAACAAAACAAACAAAACAUGUAUAAAAACAAGUCUGUAUUGUCUGGUGUUGUAGUGUGGGGGUAUAUUUGGGGGAAGGGGGUUCCUAUUUCCUCAGGUCAGGGAUUAUAACAGUUCAUGAAAAUCUACAAUGUGAAAACGAAAAACUACAUGAAGCUAUAUAAACAUUUGAAUAGCAAAUAAUCACAAUUUUGAAGGUGACAAAAAAUUGAGGGCUGCCUUCGAGUUAUUAUUGUCUCAGUGGAUUGGAGUGACAUGACACGACGGGUCGGGGUAGGACUACUGUGUUGUUCACAAAUCCAAGGGUUGACCUAAGAGUGCUCAGUACAUUUAGAUACAAAAAUAGACAACUUUAUGUUCUGUGAGUGCUCAUUUUCUGUUGCUUUUUUUCUCUGUGUCCAGGCACUUUUUCCUGUUGUAUUCUGGGUGCAUUUUGCGGGGCUAGAAUAUGAUGUGGAUGAGAAUAUUGUGUUAUUGCCAACCCUUAGAGGUGUUCGGUGGAUUCAACAUAGGAGGCAACCUUUUGAGGCACUGGACCGUCACAGGUUGGCAAUAAAAUCACAAUGCUCUAACUAAAACACAUGAAAUUUAUAAAAUAUAAUGUCGGACCCUAUGUUUUCUUUGUAAUUUGCAUAAAGUUAGUAAUAACUUAGGUAUGAUGUCAAUGGCUUGGGUUGUGUGUACAUUGGAAGAGGGAGGGAAAGAUUAAAUAAAGACUUGUUCUCUAUGUUAAUCAUGUCAGACAAGUCAAGAAAAUGGGAUGUUACUGGAAAAAUAAAUUUUAUUUUAACCCUCUA